GAUUUUAUUAAAGUUAGUAAAACUACAAUUUAAAUAGACUGUUUAUCGAGCUGCAAAAUUACUGUGAAAUUAAACUUGCAAUGGAAAAUAAAUAUACAAGACGAAGGAGUUCAAUAAAAAAAGAGUUUACACAGAAGGAAUUGGAAGAUCUUAAAACAGCUUUUCAAUUAUUGGAUAGAAAUCAAGAUGGAAAGGUUACUUCAAGAGAGUUUAGAAUAAUGUUAUUAAAUUUAGGAAUUGAAAUAAAAGAAGAUGUAGUGGAGGAAAUCCUAAGAAAUAUUAGCCAUGCAGGAAAGGAACUUAUAGACGAAUCAGAUUUUUUAAAUUUUGUUAGACAAAUACAAAAUUUAUGCCCAGAGCUUAAUAAAGAUGAUCAUCAAGACGAUUUAUUGGCAGCAUUUCAGGUCUUUGAUAUAGAUAACGAUGGAUAUAUAAAAAGAGAUGAGCUUAAAAUUGCCAUGGAAAUGAUCGGAGAACCUGUUACUGAAGAACAAAUUUCAAAUUUUAUUGUUAUGACGGGUACCGAUGAAGAAGGUAAAAUUAGUUAUGAGGGAUUUUUAAAACUUCUUACAUGACCGUUUAUAAUUUAAUGGAAAAUUGUCAUUGUAAAUAAACAAACAAUGGGUGGUUUACAUACAAUACACUAGACUGUAAAGUUGGAAGGUAUUUAAAGUCUCUAACAAUUUUGCUAUAUGGUGUUAUCAUUACUUUAGCAUUAAAAUAAUUAUUAUAUUUAUAAAGUUAAUGUUAAAAUUUUUAAUCUCAUCAUGAGAUUCUCAU
This is a messenger RNA of Brassicogethes aeneus, 780 nucleotides long. The record is from the annotation of a GenBank genome assembly. NCBI's taxonomy places the organism in Eukaryota, Metazoa, Arthropoda, Insecta, Coleoptera, Nitidulidae.